Bolinopsis microptera is the source of this 4144-nucleotide messenger RNA. RefSeq names its product probable phospholipid-transporting ATPase IIB. The transcript is spliced from 26 exons. Gene Ontology annotation, cellular component: plasma membrane; trans-Golgi network; endosome. Lineage: Eukaryota; Metazoa; Ctenophora; Tentaculata; Lobata; Bolinopsidae. The coding region runs from base 28 to 3327 and encodes 1099 amino acids. The record is from RefSeq and is a predicted model, not a curated record. Gene Ontology annotation, molecular function: ATP hydrolysis activity; ATP binding; magnesium ion binding. Gene Ontology annotation, biological process: retrograde vesicle-mediated transport, Golgi to endoplasmic reticulum; phospholipid translocation; endocytosis.
AAUUAAACCACCUUAGAGUAACAUGACAUGGUUGAAGUUGUCAUUGCGUUGGAGCCGUAUGAGCGCGGCGGCUCAGUGCUAGGUAACGGUACCGACUCUAACACAAGGAACAGAAGUUCGGCUACUCCACUUCUCGAUAAGGACUCUGAUAGCGACGACUCAUUCGACGAGGUUAUCUACCAGAUACAAGCUAGAAAUAAGAAAUACCAGCACAAGAACCAGUACUCCAAGCCCGGCAUGUCUUGCACUCAGAGUUGCGGACAAUGCCUGGGUAGUAUGAACUGUUGUAAACCUCCUGAGCUAUUGGAGAGGAAAGUCUUCCUUGGUCAGCCGACACCAACGAAGUUUGCUAAGAAUGAAGUGAGAAAUACCAAAUAUAACCUGUUGACAUUCAUCCCCAAAGUUUUGUGGGAACAGUUCAAGGUGUUUAUCAAUCUCUACUUCCUGGUAGUGGCAAUCACUCAGCUGAUCCCCUCACUGCGUGUAACGUAUGUUUACACUUCGUGGCUCCCCCUUGGGUUUGUUAUCUUUAUAACCAUGUGCAGAGAAGCGUUCGAUGAUAUCAAGAGAAGAUUGAGAGAUAACGAAGUAAACAGUGCGGUUUACAAGAAACUAACUCCGGGAGGCGUUGUCAAGAUUUCCUCUGAUAAAAUCAAAGUUGGAGACCUCAUCUAUAUUGAGAAAGACGAGCGUGUUCCUGCAGAUGUGAUCCUGCUGAGCACGACAGAAAGGGCAGGUUCCUGUUUUAUCAGGACUGACCAACUAGACGGGGAGACCGAUUGGAAACUAAGGCUAGCCGUGGGAACCACUCAAAAACUACCGUCUGAUGCGGAUGUGUUAAGGUGUGGUCCCUCAAUAUACGCUGAGAAACCCCAGAAGGACAUCCAUAACUUUAUUGGAAACUUCUAUUCGGCGCUGCCGGUAGAUACAGAAGAGCCUUUAAACAUAGAAAACACCAUGUGGGCCAAUACAGUGGUUGCUAACGGAACCGCACUUGGAGCUGUAAUCUACACUGGUAGAGAGACCAGAAGCAGCAUGAACACCAGUGAUGCACCCAGCAAGAUAGGACACACUGACGCCGAGAUUAACAACCUGACCAAGUUGCUGUUCCUACUAACGGUAGCUCUGUCCACUGCUCUAGUGCUGCUCAAGGGUGCCACCAAGGAGUGGUACAAAUACUUCAUUAGAUUCAUCGUCCUUUUCUCUUAUAUCAUCCCCAUCAAUCUGCGAGUGAACCUGGACCUCUCUAAGAUAUGGUACAGUAUAUGUAUCCACAAGGAUGAUCAGAUACCGGAUACGGUGGUAAGGAACACGACCAUACCUGAGGAACUUGGCAGGAUAAGUUAUCUUCUCUCCGACAAGACCGGGACUCUCACCCAGAACGAGAUGGUAUUUAAGAAGUUACACUUGGGAACAGUCUCGUUUGGUACCGAAUCCUUUCCUGAAGUAAAAGAACAUCUUACCAAUGAGUACGAUAACGGGGCGAAACAGGGAACCAAGGUUCGUAAAACCCUGGCGUACCGAGUAAAGGAGUCAGUGCGAGCACUAGCUGUGUGCCAUAAUGUUACACCCAGUGGUACUGACGAGUCUGCUGAGGAGGAGGGGAAGGAGGGCGAGAUCAACCAGACGUUCGAUCACUCUGUGACGGAGAAGAUGCAAUAUCAGGCUGCCUCCCCAGACGAAGUAGCUCUUGUAGAGUGGACAGAGGAGGUAAACCUAACACUGGUCUACAGAGACCGUCAGAUAAUGAGACUGCGAACACCAAAUGGUGAGAUAGAAGAGUUUGAGAUCCUCCUUAUAUUCCCCUUCACGAGCGAGAGCAAGAGGAUGGGCAUUAUUGUCAAGGAUACCGCUACUGGGGAGAUCACUUUCGUUAUGAAGGGGGCUGAUGUGGUUAUGGCUAAUAUUGUUCAGUACAAUGACUGGCUGGAGGAGGAAUGUGAUAACAUGGCAAGAGAAGGACUCAGGACCCUGGUAGUUGCCAAGAAGAUGCUCUCUCAGGAACAGUAUGAUGACUUUGAGAGACGGUACACGGAGGCUAAACUCAGUAUUAAUGAUAGGGCCAGACAGAUGAGACAAGUACAGCUGACAAUGGAAGGAGACAUGCAGUUGCUGUGUGUAACCGGUGUGGAAGAUAAGCUGCAACCUGAUGUCAGAACAAGUCUUGAACUACUUGCUAAUGCUGGCAUCAAGGUGUGGAUGUUAACGGGAGAUAAGUUGGAGACUGCUACUAACAUAGCCAUCUCAUCACGACUGGUGUCUCGCAUGACUCCAAUAUACCAGUUUAAACCUGUCAAGACCAGAACUGAGGCUCAUAACGAGCUCAACAACUUUAGAAAACACAAUGAAAAUGCUCUUAUAAUCUUGGGAGAUUCACUGAUGACCUGUUUGGAGCACUACGAACAAGAAUUUGUUGAGUUAGCCAUGAUGUCGCCAGCAGUUGUUGUAUGCAGAUGUAGUCCUACUCAGAAGGCUAACAUUGUAUACCUUAUCAAGAAACACAGCAACAAACCUGUCGCUGCUAUUGGAGAUGGAGGUAACGAUGUGAGCAUGAUACAAGCAGCAGAUGCGGGUAUUGGUAUCGUGGGAAAAGAGGGCAAACAGGCCUCGCUAGCUGCUGAUUUCUCAAUCACGCAGUUUAGUUAUGUGGGGAGAUUAUUGCUGUGGCACGGCAGAAACAGUUAUAACCGAUGUGCGUCUCUGUCUCAAUUCAUCAUUCACCGUGGUCUUAUAAUCUCAGUAAUGCAGGCUAUCUUUUCUGCAGUCUUCUUCUUUGUCUCUAUUUCGCUCUACCAAGGAGUUUUACUGAUCGGUUACUCCUCCUUCUUUACUAUGGGCCCCGUGUUCCUGCUGGUCCUGGACGUGGACGUGGAAGCUAAGAUUGCCAUGAUGUAUCCAGAGUUGUACAAAGAAAUGCAGAAAGGUCGGGUGUUGUCGUACAAAACAUUCUUCAUGUGGAUUCUUGUGUCAGUCUACCAGGGAGCUGCUAUCAUGUACCUUGGUAUCCUUCUCUUUAAAGAGGAUUUUAUCCACGUGAUAGCGAUCACGUUUACUGUACUGAUAGUUACGGAACUGUUGAUGGUGGUGGUUACUGUGCGCACGUGGCAUUGGCUCAUGGCUGUAGCUCAGAUAUUCUCCCUGGGAUGCUACUUCCUAGCGCUAGUUUUCCUGCCGGAAUACUUUGACCCAGAGUUUCUCACCUCUACCAACUUUCUGCUAAAGUUUGUAGCACUCACUGCUGCUAGUUGUUUACCCCUCUUCAUUAUGAAGUACCUCCGUACACGAUUCGCUCCUCCCAUUUACGCCAAGUUACAGCAGUCCGGAUAGAAUUGACGCCACACACGACGAAGUCCGUCUUAUGUGACGUCACAACUACUCACGUGACGUCACUACCCUUUACGUGACGUCACAACUACUUACGUGACGUCACUACCCUUCACGUGAUCUGUCCGGCCCUAGUUUGCCAACAAACUGAAUUUUCGUAGAAGAAUAACGGGGUUUUUAAAAAGUUUUUGGGAUUGAUCAGCUCAUAAUUAUGGCCACUUAAGCUGCAUUUCACCAGAUUAGAUUUAGGGCUAAUAAGGUAAUCUAGAACUGCAUGUAAAAUAGGCAUGGAAAUUCAUGAAGUGUUCAUGGUUCAUUCUAGCAUCAAGUCACAAGAUUGGGUAAGCUGAUAGUUCAUAGUUGGUAUACUGUAUUAUAGUUUUACGUUAAUCAGCGAUAAGAGAAGUGACAAUAAUCAUCGUAUUAGUAAAACCUUACUAUCUUACCAAAAUUGUAUUUUCGUUGUGAAUAUUGAAAUCUAAAUUCAUUUUGUAAUUGAAGUAGGGAUUGUAUUUGAUUUGAGUUGUGUAAUUUUGCGAAGUGGCAUUCGAUAUUUCAUAUAAACGAAUUGAUUUCUGUUUUAAAACUUUAAAAGUAUAAAUGCAGUGCAUUUCAAGCUAUACUAAAACCAUGUCUUAGAAAAUUAAGUGACUACCACAAAAGUUAUAAAUCGUUAGUCAUUAAGAUAAUUUUCCUAGCCACGGUAUUCGCCUUUUUUUCAAAGUGUGCAACGUUUUGAAGUUGAAACCAGGUUUAAUUUGAAGUUUAAUCUUGAUGUGUAAUUUAACUUUUUGAAUUGGUUUGACACCACUUAUUUCAA